Messenger RNA from Micropterus dolomieu (smallmouth bass), 3976 nucleotides. It is a transcript of the gene cacna2d3, whose product is annotated as calcium channel, voltage dependent, alpha2/delta subunit 3. The transcript has 42 exons. Gene Ontology annotation, molecular function: voltage-gated calcium channel activity. Lineage: Eukaryota; Metazoa; Chordata; Actinopteri; Centrarchiformes; Centrarchidae. The record is from RefSeq and is a predicted model, not a curated record. Gene Ontology annotation, cellular component: voltage-gated calcium channel complex. Bases 338 to 3835 code for a protein of 1165 amino acids.
UUUUUUUAGUUGCACGAGAUUUAAAUAUGAAAGAAGAAACAAUGGAGAUUGAGGCUCACGGUUGAAACACAGAGUUACACUCCUGCUAUGGAUUAAAUAACAGCUACUGAGCGUGCAUGUCAACAUAUCCAUCUACAUGACAACUAAGCAAACUCCACUCCCUGAUGAAGUCUGUGCAGUAUGGUUCAAAGACCUGGAAAAAAGCUUAAACCAUAGUCUGCCCACUUCACCUCCUCAAGAUUUUCAGGCUUCGUUGCAAACAAGCAGACGACACGUCGUUUCCAUGGAUAAAGCUCCGUGAUUCUUGCAGCAGCAGAGAGCCGGCUGAGAGCUGAAUAUGCUGGGGGACUGGAGGAUCCCGUUUUUGCACAUGUGCAGCACCAGCCUCCUUCUGCUCUGGAUCCUCGUCGGCUUGAAUGUGGAGGAGGUGGCGGGGUCCCAGCAAGGGAUCCCUCUGUCAGUCGUAAAGCUCUGGGCCUCAGCAUUUGGUGGAGAAAUUAAAUCCAUUUCUGCAAAAUAUUCUGGAUCCCAACUACUGCAAAAGGAGCUGUGGGCUAUCACAGCGCCGCGUCCUGGAACCAACUCCAGUUCUGAGGCCAGUGCCUCGUCCAAGGGCAAUAGCAGGAUUAAUCCUAAAAACACCGCUGCAUGUCUUGGAGCAUGGGAGGAAAGCGGAACAACCAGAGGAAGUCCACGCAAACAUGGGGAGAGCGUUCAAACUGCAUAUAGAAAGCGGCUCCUGGGUCCAAACCUUGGACCUCCUUGCUCUGAGAAAUAUAAAGAAUUUGAAAAGUCAGUCAGAGUGGAAGAAAUUGAUGGCGUGAAACUGGUCAAAAACCUGGCUGUGAAGAUGGAGGAAGUGUUCAGGAAAAAAGCAGAGGCCACCAGGCGGCUCGUGGAGGCAGCAGAAGAAGCGCACCAUCAGCAUGAGGAUAAUCCCGACCUGCAGUAUGAGUACUUCAACGCCGUGCUGAUCAAUGAAGUGGACGAGAUGGGCAAUAAUGUGGAGCUGGGAGGAGAGUUCCUCCUGGAGCCCAACGACCAUUUCAAUAACCUGUCAGUCAACCUGAGCCUCAGUGUGGUGCAGGUGCCCACCAACAUGUACAACAAAGAUCCGGACAUAGUGAACGGAGUUUACUGGUCCGAGGCUCUCAAUAAAGUCUUUGUUGAUAAUUUUGAAAGAGACCCAACACUAAUCUGGCAGUACUUUGGGAGCGCCAAGGGUUUCUUCAGGCAGUACCCUGGAGUGAAGUGGCAUCCAGAUGAACAUGGCGUCAUUGGCUUUGACUGUAGAAACAGGAAGUGGUACAUUCAGGCAGCAACAUCUCCUAAGGAUGUUGUUAUCUUAGUCGACGUUAGUGGAAGCAUGAAAGGACUGAGGCUGACCAUUGCCAGACAGACUGUCUCCUCCAUAUUAGACACACUUGGAGAUGACGACUUCUUCAAUAUCAUUGCAUAUAAUCAGGAGAUCCACUAUGUGGAGCCUUGUUUGAAUGGCACGCUGGUCCGAGCCGACAGAACCAAUAAAGACCAUUUCCGUGAACAUCUGGACAAGCUGUUUGCAAAAGGGAUCGGACUGCUGGGUGAAGCUCUGGCUGAAGCGUUCACAAUCCUGAAUGAUUUUAAUCAAACUGGACGUGGCAGUGUGUGCAGCCAGGCCAUAAUGCUUGUGACUGAUGGGGCAACUGAAAUGUAUGAUGAUGUUUUUGAGAAGUACAAUUGGCCUGAAAGAAAGGUGCGAAUAUUCCCUUACCUGAUUGGACGAGAGUCUGCAUUUGCUGAUAACCUCAAAUGGAUGGCUUGUGCCAACAAAGGAUAUUUCAGUCAGAUCUCCACCUUAGCAGACGUUCAGGAGAACGUGAUGAGGUAUCUUCACGUCAUGAGCCGCCCGAAGGUCAUUGACCACGAGCACGACACAGUGUGGACCGAAGCUUACGUGGACAGUGCUCUCUCCCAGGCUCAUAAGUUGAAAGAAAAAGCAGGCCCAAGUCUGAUGACUACCGUCGCCAUGCCUGUCUUCAGCACAAAGAAUGAAACGAAGAACCAGGGUAUUCUGUUGGGGGUCGUAGGAACAGACAUCCCUCUGCAGGAGCUGAUGAAGCUCAUCCCGAAGCAUAUGUUAGGAAUCCAUGGAUACGCAUUUGCUAUCACAAACAAUGGCUACAUCCUGACACACCCGGACCUCAGACCUUUGUAUCAGGAUGGUCAGAAGAGGAGGAAGCCCAACUAUAGCAGCGUGGAUCUAUCUGAGGUGGAGUGGGAAGACAAAGAUGAUAUUCUACGCAAUGCUAUGGUGAACAGGAGGACAGGGACUUUCUCUAUGGAGGCGAAGAAGACAGUGGAUAGAGGGAGGCGUGUCCUGAAGAUGCACAAUGACUAUUUUUAUACUGACAUCAAAGGAACACCAUUUAGUGUCGGAGUGGCUCUCUCCAGAGGUCAUGGAAAGUACUUCUUCAGAGGAAAUGUAUCAGUUGAAGCCGGGCUCCGUGAUCUGGAACAGCCAGAUGUCGCGCUGGCAGAUGAAUGGACUUACUGCAACACAGAGGAGCAGCACGAGCACCGUCACCUGACCCAGAUUCAAGCCAUCAAGCUCUUCAUGACGGGCCGCAGACCACACCUCAAGUGUGACAGAGAGCUGAUUCAGGAGGUGUUGUUUGAUGCUGUGGUCACUGCUCCACUGGAGGCCUACUGGACCGGACUGGCACUCAACAAGUCAGAGAACUCAGACAAAGGAGUGGAGAUUGCCUUCCUGGGUACACGAACCGGCCUGUCGAGAACCAACCAGUUUGUCCCCUCCGAUCAGCUCUCCAAUCAAGAUUUUCUGACAGCAGAGGACAAGGAGGGUGUGUUUACUGCUGAUCACUUCCCUCUGUGGUACAAGAGAGCGGCGGAGCAGGUCCCCGGCACGUUUGUCUACUCCAUUCCCUUCAGCACAGCUUUAGAAAAUAAGAGUGUGGUUUUGGCGAGCACAGCAAUUCAGCUCCUCGAUGACAGAAAGUCUCCAAUCGUUGCUGCUGUAGGGAUCCAGAUGAAGCUUGAGUUCUUUCAGAGGAAGUUCUGGACUGCCUGCAGACAGUGUACAGCUCUGGAUGGAAAAUGCAGCAUUAGCUGUGAUAACGAGGACAUUAACUGUUAUCUCAUUGACAACAAUGGUUUCAUUCUUGUCACAGAGGAGCAAUCUCAGACAGGGCUCUUCUUUGGAGAGGUGGAAGGUGCUGUUAUGAACAAACUUCUCCAGAUGGGGUCCUUCAAAAGGAUCACACUGUAUGACUAUCAGGCCCUUUGCAAAGAGUAUGCUGGGAGCAGCGACAGUGCGCGCACUUUGGCAGACCCCUUCUCUGUCAUUAAGUGGCUCCUGACUGAGCUUGUAAUUUUUUUGCUAGAAUUUAACCUUUACAGCUGGUGGAAUAUCGAUCUAUCUGUUAAAGCUCAGAGAUCUCGGGGGAAAACAAUGAUGGUGCCAUGUGAUACCGAAUACCCUGCGUUUGUCUCUGAACGCACCAUCAAAGAAACAACAGGCAACAUUGACUGUGAUGGCUGUAUGAGGUCUUUUGUCAUACAGCAGAUUCCCAGCAGCAACCUCUUCAUGGUUGUUGUGGAAAAUAAGUGUGACUGCAGCAGUGCGCCUCCAGUAACCAUGGAUCCAAUCGAGAUCAUGUACAACGAGUCACUAAAAUGUGACAGACUGAAGUUUCAGAAGGACAGAAAGAAGCCUGAAUCAUGUCAUCCUUUCCACCCUGAGGAAAAUGCCAUGGAAUGUGGUUCAGCAACACGCCUGUCCAGUCCUCUAACAGCAGCUCUGCUCCCUAUGAUAGCAGCGACCAUCAGCAGGUGACCAUUAGCAGCAGGACAUCAGUAAGGACUAAAUCAACAAGAAGAUGCUUACGAACACAUAGAGAACAUUGCCAAUCAGAAGUGAAUUUGCUCAUACCUCUGCAAAAGGCAGCGCUCUACUAAGAAUAAAUCUUUAUCUGUA